This is a messenger RNA of Mercurialis annua (annual mercury), 828 nucleotides long. RefSeq names its product homeobox-leucine zipper protein ROC8-like. The transcript is spliced from 3 exons. The record is from RefSeq and is a predicted model, not a curated record. Lineage: Eukaryota; Viridiplantae; Streptophyta; Magnoliopsida; Malpighiales; Euphorbiaceae. Bases 23 to 724 code for a protein of 233 amino acids.
GUCCCCUGAUGGUAAAAACAGCAUGAUGAAACUUGCUCAAAGAAUGGUGAAUAGUUUUUGUUCUAGCAUCAGCACGUCUAACAGCCAUCGAUGGACCACUGUUUCUGGUUCUAAUGAGGUCAGAGUCCGGGUUCAUAAAAGCACAGAUCCUGGACAACCCAAUGGAGUAGUACUUAAUGCAGCUACCACGUUCUGGCUUCCAGUUACACCACAAAAUGUCUUCAAUUUCUUCAAGGAUGAAAGAACUCGAGCACAGUGGGACGUUCUUUCUAGUGGCAGUGCAGUUCAAGAAGUUGCUCAUAUUGCCAACGGCUCACAUCCUGGGAACUGCAUCUCCGUUCUUCGAGCAUUCAACAGUGGGCAGAAUAAUAUGUUAAUACUCCAAGAGAGCUGUAUAGACUCAUCGGGUUCACUGGUAGUAUACUGCCCAGUUGAUCUAGCAGGCAUCAACAUAGCAAUGAGCGGAGAAGACCCGUGUUAUAUUCCGUUGCUGCCAUCAGGAUUCACCAUCACACCUGAUGGUAGAGCAGAUACCGGUGACAGAGCGUCAACGAGCUCAAACACACAUGGGAGCACGGGUUCAGUAAUAACAGUGUCAUUUCAAAUACUCGUAAGCAGCUUGCCAUCUGCGAAGCUAAACCUGGAAUCAGUGACAACGGUGAACAACCUUAUCGGCACAACUGUCCAGCAAAUUAAGGCAGCAAUGAACUGUCCAGAUUGUUAAUCAUCUGCAAGCAGCUUUAAGUAUUGGAGGUGUUAGUUGAGGCUUUGAAUGCAGUGUCAUAAAACUACACGUUUUUUGGGGUUUUGAGAAAUUUUAGAGAUUGA